GAGGGAGGGGGAGGGGAGGGGCAGUCAGACUCGCCACGGAGGAGAAGCGCCGCAGAAGGUCACCCCCCCCCACCCACCACCACCACGGUCUCUCGCUGCAACUUCGUAACCGGGAUUUCUUUCCCCCCCCUCCCCACGGGAAAGAUUGUAAAUCCCGCCCCGUUAGUUUGCUGCGUCUUGCCCUCCGCCAUGUCUCCGCUGGUGCUGGUCUGCGUGUGUCUGCUUCUGGCCGCGGUGCUGUGCGAGCCGGGACCCCUCACCGAUGUCCUCAUUGACAGAUACUUCGUCCCCGCCCAGUACCGGGAGGUGCAGACCGGCGAUUUCAUCCGCUACCAUUACAACGGCACCUUCGCGAACGGAGACCAGUUCGACUCCAGCUAUGACCGGAAAAGCACCUUCAACGUGCUGGUGGGAAAGGGGAGGCUGAUCCCGGGUAUGGACAAGGCCCUCCUGGGAAUGUGCGUGAACGAGAGGCGCCGCAUUGUCAUCCCCCCUCACCUCGGUUACGGCAGCCAAGGAGUUGAGAAAGUCAUCCCCCCGGACUCCACGCUGUACUUCGAUGUCGUCCUCCACGACAUCUGGAACGCCAACGACAAGGUGCGGACGAAGACGACCUACCGGCCGGCCGCCUGCAACCGCGCAGUGCGGAACAGCGACUACGUCCGCUACCACUACAACGGUACCCUGCUGAACGGGACGCUCUUCGAUUCCAGCCACAGUCGUAUGAAGACGUACAACACAUACGUGGGGAUCGGCUGGUUGAUCAAGGGGAUGGAGGAAGGUCUCCUGGGGAUGUGUGUCGGAGAGCGACGGGUCAUCACCAUCCCCCCGUUCCUGGCCUACGGGGAAACCGGAUACGGUGACGAGAUCCCUCCCCAGGCCAGCCUGGUGUUCGAUACCUUACUGCUGGACCUGCACAACCAGAACGACAGCAUCUCGGUGGAGAACCAGGUCGUCCCGGAGCCCUGCACCCGCAAGAUCGAGUCCGGAGACUUCAUUCGCUAUCACUACAAUGCCAGCCUGCUGGACGGGACCCUCUUUGACUCGAGCCACUGGCGGAACCAGACCUACGACACCUAUAUCGGGAUGGGCUACGUGAUCGAAGGGGUUGACCAAGGUCUGAUUGGAACGUGCAUGGGGGAGCGACGGAGAAUUGUCAUCCCACCUCACCUGGCCUACGGAGAGAGCGGAGUCGACGACAAGAUCCCGGCCUCCGCCGUGCUGGUCUUCGACGUGCACGUGGUCGACUUCCACAACCCGAAGGACACGGUGGGGAUCCAGUCCUACUUCAAGCCCGAGGACUGCAACAAGACGUCGCAGCUGACCGACUUCGUGAAGUACCACUACAACGCCUCGCUCAUGGACGGCACGCAGCUCUACACCUCCCGUGACUACGAUACGCCACAGACUCUGACCCUGGGCUCCAGCAAGAUGAUUGGCUUGAACCAAGGGCUUCUGGAAAUGUGCAUCGGAGAGAGGCGAAUUUUGACGAUCCCGCCACACCUCGGGCACGGCGAGUCAGGAGCUGGAGACGUACCUGGGAGUGCAGUGCUGCUCUUUGACAUCGAACUGCUGGAGCUGAAGGCCGGCGUUCCAGACGGUUACCUCUUCGUCUGGAACGGAGACGCCCCGGAGAAGCUUCACGAGGAGUUCGACCUCAACAGGGACGGGGAGAUCUUGUUCGAGGAGGUGAGGCGCUGUCACCGUGUCGCCCCGUAACCACCCCUCCCCCCC
Molecule: messenger RNA, 1734 nt
Organism: Hypanus sabinus (Atlantic stingray)
Lineage: Eukaryota; Metazoa; Chordata; Chondrichthyes; Myliobatiformes; Dasyatidae
Product: peptidyl-prolyl cis-trans isomerase FKBP10-like
Molecular function (GO): peptidyl-prolyl cis-trans isomerase activity; calcium ion binding
Source: RefSeq, a predicted model, not a curated record